Amblyraja radiata (thorny skate) is the source of this 3475-nucleotide messenger RNA. It is a transcript of the gene nhlrc2, whose product is annotated as NHL repeat containing 2. The record is from RefSeq and is a predicted model, not a curated record. Gene Ontology annotation, molecular function: protein binding. Lineage: Eukaryota; Metazoa; Chordata; Chondrichthyes; Rajiformes; Rajidae. Bases 36 to 2165 code for a protein of 709 amino acids. The transcript has 11 exons.
UCACCCGCCGUCCGUCCGUCCGUCCGUCCGUCGCCAUGGCUGCCGCGAUGGGCGCUCAGGCUCAGGCUCAGGCCGAGCUGGAGGCCGCGCUGCUCACCGCCCACAACCUGCAGCACACAGAGCGGCUCAUCCGCCAGCACGUCGAGCAGGUAGACGGCGCCGGCUUCACAGUCCCCGAGUUUGACGAAGGUUUGGAAUGGAUAAACACUGAUGGUCCUCUCCGCUUGCACACUGACCUGAGUGGUAAAGUGGUGGUGCUAGAUUUCUUUACUUACUGCUGUAUCAACUGCAUGCACUUGCUGCCAGAUCUUCAUGCUUUGGAGCAGAAAUAUUCUCAUGAAGAUGGACUGGUAGUUGUUGGUGUCCAUUCAGCAAAGUUUCCGAAUGAAAAAGUUCUUGAAAACAUUCAGAGUGCUAUUCUUCGUUAUAAUAUUACACAUCCAGUUGUAAAUGAUGCUGAUGCAAACCUGUGGCAUGAACUUCAGGUGACAUGUUGGCCAACACUUGUAAUUCUAGGUCCAAGGGGAAAUAGACUGUUCACCCUGGUUGGAGAAGGACACAGAGAAAAGCUUUUUUCCUUCAUUUCGGUGACAUUGAAAUAUUACAAAGAAAAGGGCAAAAUUAAGGAUCAAGGAAUCAAACUGAAAUUAUACAAAGACUCUUUGCCACCUUCUUCUUUGCUUUUUUUGGGUAAAAUUGCAGUGGACAAUUCCACGGGUAACCUAGCAAUUGCUGACUCUGGCCAUCAUAGGAUUUUGGUAAUAGAAAAACAUGGACAAGUUCGUUACUCCAUUGGAGGAAAAAAGAGCGGAUGGAAAGAUGGGAGUAUUUUAGAAGCCACUUUUAAUUCGCCUCAGGGGAUAUUGAUGAAAGAUAAUAUAAUCUACGUGGCAGAUACUGAGAACCAUGCAAUUAGAAAGAUUGACCUUACAACUGAAAAGGUGAGCACCAUAGCAGGAACAGGAGUUCAGGGAACUGACAAGGAAGGCGGCAAAAUGGGAGUCAAACAAUCGAUAAGUUCACCGUGGGAUCUAGCUUUUGGCUCUAUUGGUCAUGCUGAACACAAUCUUUUGUUUAUUGCAAUGGCCGGCACUCAUCAAAUAUGGGUCAUUUUUUUAGAAGAUGGAAAACUUCCAGGUGGAACUGAGUACAAGAAGGGAACUUGCGUUCGUUUUGCUGGAAAUGGUCAUGAGGAAAAUAGAAACAAUUCCUAUCCUCGCAAAGCAGGAUUUGCUCAGCCAUCAGGCUUGUGUGUAGCUCCCCGGGAGUGGAAUUGCCUUUUUGUUGCAGACAGUGAGAGCAGCACAAUCCGUUCUGUAUCACUAAAGGAUGGUGCCGUAAAAAAACUGGUGGGAGGAGAAAGGGAUCCUAUGAAUCUGUUUGCUUUUGGAGAUCGUGAUGGUAUUGGUAUGAAUGCAAAGUUACAGCAUCCUCUUGGUGUGGCUUGGAAUGAAAAAACAAAACUACUGUAUGUUGCUGAUUCCUACAAUCACAAGAUCAAAGUAAUAAAUCCAAAAACAAAACACUGUACUACACUGGCAGGAACUGGCAAAGCCAGUAAUGUAAUUGGUCCUAAUUUCAAACAAGCCACAUUUAAUGAGCCUGGAGAUGUGUGUGUUGGAGAAAAUGGUAAUGUCCUAUAUGUAGCCGAUACCAACAAUCAUCAAAUUAAAGUACUGGAUUUGGAAAGGGAGACAGUGUCUGUGCUACCAGUCACUUUCGUCGAUGCUGUAGAUUCUUCCCAAUCUAUAAAACCUAAGAAAGGUUCUAGGUUGCCAAAAUCUGCAGUUUCAGUGCAACAGACACCAUUAGUUGUAAGACCUUGUCAAACACUGCAGUUCCAUUUGAAAAUUGAACUUCCAGAAGGAGCAAAGCUCACUGAGGGGGCACCAAGUUUCUGGGCUCUCUGGGCAGAAGACCAUGAGUGGCUCUUUGUGGGCCAGAAGAUCGAUGGAGAAAUUGUUAAUCUGGAGAAUGAAAUCGUCUUUGUGGUUCCAGCACAAGUGCAGACAAAUGAACUUGUGUUAUCAAUCGACGUGUGCCUCUAUUUUUGUAAUAAUGACAAAAAAUGUCAAAUGAAAGGAAUCUCAUUUAAACAACCGUUAGAAUUUUCUAGCACAUGUGAAGAAAUAAUUUCAACAGUGGACCUUCCCUUCAAUUUUUAAAUAAAUAACAACAGCCAACUAUUAAGGUAUUAAAAACAUAGCAACAUUUAGUUGCGAUCUUUCAGAAUAGUGAGCUAAAUUUUAACAUGCUAUAACGGGUUAAUAAAUAGAUUAUUUCCGAUGAGUUCAAACUCAUGGGAGAGCCUUACUACUGUAAAAUGUACAACUUAGCAUUGAAACUAACAGUGUAAAUUCUGUCACGAGGAAAGCUGACCCAGAAAUGGAAAAGGUGAUUAAUCUUUUGCAGUUCCAAUUGUGAGUCGUUUUGGUGGAAAUGCAAGGAAGUUUCAUUCUGCGCUUUGCUCUACUGAAGAGUGUUCUAUUAUCAAAACAACGCCUGAAAUUAGAAAAUGCUGUAUUCUAAAACUUCACUUACUUUGCUAAGCACAAUAUUCAUUUAGAGAAAGUUCAUUCUGUUUUCAAUGCUAUUUUUGUUUUAAUAUAUCUGAUUAUUCUGCAAAUUGUAACUGAAAUUUUCUUGUUAAAGCACUUUCAAUGGGAGAAAUGCCCAAUAAAAAUCACAAGGAAAAUGCAUGUAACCAGAGUUUUAUCAAAUACCGAGCGUGAAAGAGCUUUGUGUAAUUCCUGGCUCCGCUUCAAUAUUUUGCUAAUCAUCAGUAAAAAUUAGUUGCAGCAGUGAGAUCCCUCUGUGGCAUUUCAAGGUCACAAUCAGUGUAAUUUUAUUUUUGAAAUACAAACAGAUGUGACUUAGAACCAGUCCUAAAUUGCCAUACUAAAUUAUGAAUGUGGUAAAGAGUUUGCAGUUGCAAAAAUAUUCAUUUUUAGCAAAUAACUAUUUAAGGUUCAAUCAAAGUACCAAAUGAAUUGGAUGCAAAAGAAAAUAAUAAAUAUUAUUUAAAUAACAUAUAUUAGUACAUUAAGAGUUUCUAAAUUUACACACAGAUCUUGAGUGAUAAGUAAAACCAAAACCAUUUGGAGUUGUGAUAAGGGUUUCAUAAUGAUAUACAUUAAUGUCUGGGCUACAAAAUAAUUUGGUACCAUUAAGCUGCAACAGCUUUUUUGACAGCAUGGAAUUAAUCUUGCACCUUUUUCGGAAUUGUUACAAACAACACCAAAGAAAGAUUUGUUUUACUUUUGUUUUUUGUUACCUUGUGUUUUAUGGAUUUCUGAAUAUUUGUGAAAUAUUCCUGGAAUACUCUAUGGCUUUGAUGCUUUUAAUUGACCUGCCCAUAUAUAAAUGUACAGAUUUUUUGCGCUACCAGUUUUGCACUCGCAAUAAAGAUAUAAUAUUUUUGUGUAAAUUGCAAUUAAUUUGUUACGUGUAUGUUAAAUUACUUGGAGUAAACUUA